Molecule: messenger RNA, 2042 nt
Organism: Elephantulus edwardii (Cape elephant shrew)
Lineage: Eukaryota; Metazoa; Chordata; Mammalia; Macroscelidea; Macroscelididae
Gene: UBE2Q1
Product: ubiquitin-conjugating enzyme E2Q family member 1
Exons: 15
Coding region: 1-1584 (527 amino acids)
Source: RefSeq, a predicted model, not a curated record
AUGCUCAUAAGCUCGGGGACACCUGGCCCUUGUGCCGCGCGGACUAGUGGGAAUGCAGGAUUAACACAGUAUGGCAAGUCUUCCCUGUUUUUUGUUUGCCUCCUGAGUUCUCGGUCAUCCUCAGCGCUGACUGAGAGCGGGGAACUCGGGUCCUACACUAGAGAGGGAACUCGGGCCUCAGAGCAGGAACAGAGGUGCCGCGCAGUCAGCCCCCCGGAGCACGCGGCGCCGGGUCACGUGAGAGGGGAGAGCACGAAAAGGACCCUAGCGCGCAUGUACGCCCGACCCCAGGGAAAUCACGUGAAGGGGGUCGAAGGCGGGGCCACCGAGGAGGAGGAGGAGGAGGUGGACGAGGAGGAGGGGCGCGCGGCUUCCGGCGGCUGGGGGGGGCCAGCGAGCGGAGGGGGGGGCCCUGUCCCGGAGGUGGCGGCGGCGCCAUCUUGGCGAAGGGGGGAUCAGGAAUCCAUCUUCCACCGCGGCCACGAGCGCUUCCGCAUUGCCAGCGCUUGCCUGGACGAGCUGAGCUGCGAGUUCCUGCUGGCUGGGGCCGGAGGGGCCGGGGCGGGGGCCGCGCCCGGACCGCAUCUCCCUCCCCGGGGGUCGGUGCCUGGGGAUCCCGUCCGCAUACACUGCAACAUCACGGAGUCAUACCCUGCUGUGCCCCCUAUCUGGUCGGUGGAGUCUGAUGAUCCUAACUUGGCCGCUGUCUUGGAGAGACUGGUGGACAUAAAGAAAGGAAAUACUCUGCUAUUGCAGCAUCUGAAGAGGAUCAUCUCCGACCUGUGUAAACUCUAUAACCUCCCUCAGCAUCCAGAUGUGGAAAUGUUGGAUCAGCCCUUGCCAGCAGAGCAAUGCACACAGGAAGAUGUGUCCUCAGAAGAUGAAGAUGAGGAGAUGCCUGAGGACACAGAAGACCUAGAUCACUAUGAAAUGAAAGAGGAAGAACCAGCUGAGGGCAAGAAGUCUGAAGAUGAUGGCAUUGGCAAGGAAAAUUUGGCCAUAUUAGAGAAAAUUAAAAAGAACCAGAGGCAAGAUUACUUAAAUGGUGCAGUGUCUGGCUCGGUGCAGGCCACUGACCGACUGAUGAAGGAGCUCAGGGAUAUAUACCGUUCACAGAGUUACAAAGGUGGAAACUAUGCAGUCGAACUUGUCAAUGACAGUCUGUAUGAUUGGAAUGUCAAACUCCUCAAAGUUGACCAGGACAGCGCUUUGCACAAUGAUCUCCAGAUCCUCAAAGAGAAAGAAGGCGCCGAUUUCAUCCUACUUAACUUUUCUUUUAAAGAUAACUUCCCCUUUGAUCCACCAUUCGUCAGGGUUGUGUCUCCAGUCCUCUCUGGAGGGUAUGUUCUGGGUGGAGGUGCCAUCUGCAUGGAACUCCUUACCAAACAGGGCUGGAGCAGUGCCUACUCAAUAGAAUCUGUGAUCAUGCAGAUCAGUGCCACACUGGUGAAGGGAAAAGCACGAGUGCAAUUUGGAGCCAAUAAAUCUCAAUACAGUCUGACAAGAGCACAGCAGUCCUACAAGUCCUUGGUGCAGAUCCACGAAAAGAACGGCUGGUACACACCCCCAAAGGAAGAUGGCUAACCUCGGAGAGUCCUCCCUGUCCUCCUUCCCCAGGCACCACUGGACCAAUUACCUUUGAAUGCUGUAUUUGGAUCUCACGCUGCCUCUGUGGUUCCCUCCCUCAUUUUUCCUGGACGUGAUAGCUCUGCCUAUUGCAGGACAAUGAUGGCUAUUCUAAACGCUAAGGAAAAAAAAAACCAACACAGAACUGUUUCAAGUACUCAAGACUGACUUACAGACCAACCAACCACCUUGCUGGAACCCUUGCUAGCAGGCAUUCUUAUAAAAGAAACUUUCGAGCCUCCUUAUAUUGCUGGAACUCAGCUGUGCUCCAGACUAGAGCCUCCUUACCUAUGCUAUGGAUUUUUAAUUUAUUUUCUCUUAUUUCAUGUACACUGCUUUUUUUGGUUACAGUGUAUGAUGGAUGUGUAUGAAAAAAAUGUAUCUUUGGGAAAACAAUUACAGUUUGUUAAUUUGAA